Messenger RNA from Exophiala aquamarina CBS 119918, 3894 nucleotides. RefSeq lists its product as uncharacterized. NCBI's taxonomy places the organism in Eukaryota, Fungi, Ascomycota, Eurotiomycetes, Chaetothyriales, Herpotrichiellaceae. Gene Ontology annotation, molecular function: protein binding; transmembrane transporter activity; snoRNA binding. Gene Ontology annotation, biological process: maturation of SSU-rRNA; transmembrane transport. The record is from RefSeq and is a predicted model, not a curated record. Bases 1 to 3894 code for a protein of 1297 amino acids. Gene Ontology annotation, cellular component: small-subunit processome; Pwp2p-containing subcomplex of 90S preribosome. The transcript is spliced from 4 exons.
AUGGGUGCAGGGACUAUUAUGGUCCACGGCUUCCCGCUGCACAAACGGCCAUUUUGGGGGGCCAUCAUCGCAUUUAUCCACACACUCGCCACGGUGCCAGUACCUUUGCUGGGGGGCGUGUUGAUUGAUCACUUCGCAUGGAGAGCUUGUUUUGGAAUCAAUCUUCCGAUCCGUGUACUAACAUUCGGCUUUACUACAUACUAUUUCCACAGCUCAAUCACAAGUGCUGAUGCUACGUUGCCGCUCAAAGAGAAGGUGAAGAAGAUGGACCUGUUAGGAACAUUCUUCUUUGUGCCAGACGUCGUCUGUCUUCUCAUUGCUCUGCAAUGGGGAGGCAUAAGAUAUGGUUGGCAAAAUGCGAGGAUCAUCACCUUACUGGUGCUUUUCGCCGGCCUCAUCGGCAUUUUUGGCUAUAUCCAUGGUGUCCUCGCCAUCACUGAAUAUUACAUCGCCAUAUAUUUCCAAGGUGUGAAGGGGUUUUCAGCAACAAAGUCUGGGGCGCUGGGUCUACCGACGAUAGUAGGAUUGAGUGUCUCGGCUCUUACAGCUGGGAUGCUGACCACCGCCCUUGGGUACUACUAUCCCUUAAUGAUUGUGACAUCAAUCACCGCGCCUGUGGCAGCGGGCCUCCUUACGACACUUGAUCUGGACGAAAGCUUGGUGAAGGUACUCGGGUUGCUCGGUUUUCUUGGAGCCUCAGUUGGUCUGGGGUUGCAGGCACCUUUUGUCGCGGUACAGACUGUUCUUGAUCCGAAAGACGUACCAAUUGGCAUGGCCAUCAAUGGAUUUGCGGGCGGAAUUGGUUCUGGGCUGUUUCUAUCAGCCUCUUCUGCUCUCUUUCAAAAUGGAUUGGUCAAAGAAGUUUCAGCACAUGCACCUGGAACGAAUAUAACCGUAUUUGAGCAAGGCGGUCUGACCGAUAUAUGUACCGCCACUGCGAACGUUGUCUGGGAUUCUCAUUCCUCCUCCAGCAGCAGCAGCGGUGACACCGGGACUACGCUCGGUAGCGGCAGCAGUACUGUAAAAAAGGGUGUUGUAGGCCACGCCUACGCCCCAGCUAAUGAAUCCGUCUUGGUCUGGGAUCUGAAAACCUCCGUGAUCCUCUCCAGCUGGACGGUUGCCAACAACACCUCGCUCGUCACAGUCAUCACAAGAAGCCAGACUGAUCCUGAUGUGUUUGCUGUCGGGUACGAGGAUGGAAAGAUCCGAGUGUGGGAUUCGAGGACAGCGACGGUGAUUAUAACGUUCAAUGGACACAAGACGGCGGUCACGCAGUUGAGAUUUGACCAUUCGGGGGCCCGGCUGGCGAGUGGUUCAAAAGAUACAGAUAUCAUCAUUUGGGAUCUCGUCGCGGAGGUGGGCUUGGUGCGACUUCGGGGCCACAAGGAUCAAAUUACGAGUUUGAACUUCCUUACGACAGACGAGAGCGGUGCGGUUGAAGAUGGAACAGCGCCAGUGAGCCCGGACGACUCCUCGAACACCGACACAUUCCUCCUUUCGACGAGCAAAGACGCACUCAUCAAAGUCUGGGAUCUGUCUACGCAGCACUGCAUCGAGACGCACGUGACACAGACGAACGGUGAAUGCUGGGCCUUGUGCGUCACCCGGGACGGCACUGGAUGUAUUACAGCCGGAAAUGACGGCGAGAUCAAAGUGUGGUCGAUUGACCAAGGUGCUUUGAAGUCAAAACUCACGACUACUCAAGACGAAGGAAUCAGCGUCCUUCACGAGCGGGGAACACUAUACAGACAGGGCCGAGACAAACCGUCAGCGGUCGUCAGCCACCCCAAGCGCGACAUCAUCGCAAUCCACGGCUCAGAAAAAGCAAUCGAACUGUUCAGAAUCCGCUCGGAAAAAGAAGUCCGGAAAGCGCUGAUGCGGAAACGCAAACGAAGGAAGGAGAAAGAAGCUGAAGGGGCGACGACAACAGCAACAACCACCACCACGGAUGCAGAUUCGGGUGUCGUUGUGGCCGACGAAGCCGAGGGCACGACCGACAUCUCCAGCGCGACCAUCUCAGACAUCAUCGUCCCAUACGUCACGGUGCGGACAGGGGGGAAGGUAAGAUCCAUGGACUGGGCAGGGUCAAAGUCCGGCAAAUCGUUCUCCGUGCUGGUCGCGACGGCGAACAACCAGCUCGAAGUAUUCGAAGUACUCUCCGGCGACGAGACAAAACAGAACAAAAAAUCCAAAGGAACACAGAUCCCAGACUAUAACCGCACGCUCUCGAUCGACAUGCCAGGCCACCGCACAGACAUCCGAUGCGUAGCCCUCAGCUCCGACGACCGAAUGCUCGCAACAGCGUCCAACGGCUCUCUGAAAAUCUGGAACACCAGGACUCAGAGCUGCCUACGGACACUGGACUGCGGGUACGCGCUGUGCCUCGCGUUCCUACCAGGCGACAAGAUCGUGGUGGUGGGGACGCGCGAAGGCACGCUCGAGGUCUUCGACAUCGCGGCGUCGACGCUCCUCGACACGAUCACCGCACACGAACGCGACAUCUGGGCCCUGGCCGUGCAGCCCGACGGGAAAGGGCUGGUGACGGGUUCGGCCGACAAGAGCGCGAAGUUCUGGGACUUCAAGGUCGUCCAGGAAGAAGUGCUAGGCACGAACCGCAAAACAGCCAAACUGACACUCGUGCACUCACGCACGCUGAAAGUGGCAGACGACAUCCUGUCGGUCUGCUUCUCACCGGAUUCACGCCUGCUGGCAGUCAGCACGCUCGACAGCACGGUCAAGGUGUUCUUUCUAGACACGCUGAAACUCUUCCUGACGCUCUACGGGCACAAGCUCCCCGUGCUCAGCAUGUCGAUCAGCCACGACAGCAAGCUGAUCGCGACGUCCAGCGCGGACAAGAACGUGCGCGUCUGGGGCCUGGACUUCGGGGACUGCCACAAGGCGUUCUUCGCGCAUCAGGACAGCAUCCUCUCGGUGGCAUUCGUCCCGAACAACAACGACGGCAGCGGGCACCACUUCUUCUCGGCAUCCAAGGACAAGACCAUCAAGUACUACGACGGCGACAAGUUCGAGCAGAUCCAGAAGCUGGACGGCCACCACGGCGAGAUCUGGGCGAUGGCGGUGGCGGGCUCGGGCGAGUUUUUGGUCACGGCCAGCCACGACAAGAGCAUCCGGAUCUGGGCGCAGACAGACGAGCAGAUCUUCCUGGAGGAGGAGCGCGAGAAGGAGCUGGAGAUGCUGUACGAGUCUACGCUGCUGACGUCGUUGGAGACCGACGCGAGUCACGAGUUUGGGGCGGACGGGGAUGGAGACGACGGGCCAGAAGCCACCACGGCGGGCAAGCAGACCUCGCAGACGAUGAUGGCCGGCGAGAGAAUCAGCGAGGCCCUCGAGCUCGGCCUAGAGGAUCUCAGGGUCAUGCGAGACUACGAGGACACAAGAAGAAUCAACCCCAAGGCUGCGCUCCCCCAACGAGACCCGGUGUUCCUGGCCAACAACCACGUUUCGGCGUCGGUGUACGUGCUGAACACGCUCCAGCGGAUCCCGUCGGCGUCGCUGCAGGACGCGCUGCUAGUUCUGUCGUUCGCCCAGCUUCCGGGCCUGUUCACGUUUCUGGCUUUGUGGGCGGCCGAGGGGAGAAACAUCCCGCUGACGUGCCGCGUUUUGUUCUUCAUGCUCAAGACGCACCAGAAGCAGAUCGUGAGCAGUCAGGCCAUGAAAGUGAUGCUGGAAGAGGUGCGCGACAAGCUCCGCGUGACGGUUCAAGCGCAGAAACAAGACUUCGGCUUUAACCUUGCGGGUCUCAGAGUUCUACGACGGAGAGUGAGAUAUUUGGGUGAGUCUGACUACGUCGACGAAGCUACCUGGGAAAACGACCAGCAACAGCAAUCGGCUAUGUCAAGGGGCAAGAAGAGAGGCUUUCGAAAUGUGGCGUGA